ACCGAGAAGAGAAUCAGGUUCACGAUGCUCAGAGCUCUGCUACUGCUGGCUGCGAUGCCUGCGAUCACGAUGUCAGCUCACGAAGUUAGAGAAUAUGUACGGAAGUACUGGGAUGUUUCCACAGAAUCAUCAUUUACUCACGAUGACUAUGAUGGAUUUCAAAUUCCCGCUGAUGAUGACGUAAAAAGAGAUACUACCAAAGAGUAUUCCUUCUUGAAGCGGCGAGCCUUAUCCAUUGAAAAGGCGGAAAAGGGUGUUUCACCUAUGCCUCCUUUCACUGUAGAAUUAUUAGACACUGUUCCGGCUUCUUGGAAUAAUGCCCACCACAAGAAUGGUGCAGAUUUGCCUGCCGUAAGCAAAAGAAAAAACGACAAAAAGCAGUACAGUCGGAAAUUCAAAUAUGAUCCAGCUCUCAUGCUCAUGGGACUUGGCAAAAGAAAACAGGACUCUCAUCAUGAACAUAAUAAAACUUUGACUCAAAAACGUUCUGUACAUGAAUCAGAAAUUACAUAUGUAAUUUCGGAUAAGGAACAAGGAUGGAACCCGGCAACGAAGGACACAACAAAAAAUAAUUAUUACAGCAUUGAAUGGAAACCUAUCACCAAACGUAGUACCUCUGAUCAGCCGUUAAUGAUGAUGAUGGAUGAUCGAAAAUCUGUUGUUACAUUCAAAAAGCCAAAUUUAACAGAUAAUGGAAUGCAAUCAAUAUUAGAUAGGGGUUCAACGCAAAUAAAGGAUUAUUUAAACUCUGAUAUAACCCUCGCUGAAGAAGAUAUGUCCAAAAAUGAAGAAAAAUCGAAAAGAUUCUUAAAUAAUAAACCAGAAAUUUUAGAUUUGGAGGAUGAACCACUAGAUAAUCCACACAAUGCAGAUUCCGAUUUCGAUCCAGGAAAAAGUUCUGAUGAAAACUCAAAACGCUCUCCCACUUAUGAUCCAGCUUUAAAAUAUAUGGGCUUAGGUAAAAAAGAUUCCUUUUACGAUCCAGCUCUAAAAUAUAUGGGGUUGGGAAAGAAAAGUUCCAGUUAUGAUCCUGCGCUAAGAUACAUGGGACUAGGAAAGAAGAGUUCCAGCUAUGAUCCAGCGCUAAGAUAUAUGGGACUAGGAAAGAAGAGUUCCAGUUAUGAUCCUGCCCUUAGAUACAUGGGUUUAGGUAAAAGAAAUUCCUAUUACGAUCCAGCCUUAAAAUAUAUGGGACUGGGAAAGAAAAGUCCCAGUUAUGAUCCAGCACUAAGAUACAUGGGCUUGGGUAAAAAAGAUUCUUAUUACGAUCCAGCCCUAAAAUAUAUGGGACUGGGAAAAAGGAGUUCCCUUUAUGAUCCUGCCUUAAGAUAUAUGGGUCUGGGUAAAAAAGAUUCGUAUUACGAUCCAGCCCUAAAAUAUAUGGGACUGGGAAAAAGGAGUUCCACUUAUGACCCAGCCUUAAGAUAUAUGGGUCUGGGUAAAAGAAAUUCCUAUUACGAUCCAGCUUUAAAAUAUAUGGGAUUAGGAAAGAAGAGUUCUAGUUAUGAUCCAGCACUAAGAUAUAUGGGACUAGGAAAGAAGAGUUCCAGUUAUGAUCCAGCGCUAAGAUAUAUGGGACUUGGCAAAAAGAGUUCUGGCUAUGAUCCUGCUUUAAAAUAUAUGGGUUUAGGCAAAAAGAAUUCCUACUACGAUCCCGCUUUAAAAUAUAUGGGCUUAGGAAAGAAGAGUUUCAAUUACGAUCCUGCUAUAAAAUACAUGGGUUUAGGUAAAAGAAAUUACGAUCCUGCUCUAAAAUAUAUGGGCUUAGGUAAAAAGAGCCCCAACUAUGAUCCAGCACUUAAGUAUAUGGGCUUAGGGAAAAAGAGUUUCAGCUAUGAUCCUGCUUUAAAAUAUAUGGGAUUGGGAAAAAAAAGUAAAAGUUAUGAUCCUGCUCUUAAAUAUAUGGGACUAGGCAAAAAGAGAUUCAACGAUGAUCAUAAUAAGCGAGGAGACAAUAACCAAGAUUCCAGAAAGGUUUCUUAUGACCCAGCUUUGAUUUAUAUGGGUUUGGGUAAAAGACAGCUCUGGAGCGAAAGUUCUGAUAAUUUUUCGUUUCAGUCGCCUUUGAAUUACAAAGAUACAGAGAAGCAGGUAUAUGACACCAAUACCCAAAAAAGGAACUCCCUAUCACCUACUUUAAUGACUUCUGAAACUACCGAUUAUAUUUUCAACGCAAUGGAAAAUGCCACAAAUUCCAAUCAAUUUGAUAUUCCCCCGAAAUCUGCGGAUGCAAAUAAUUGGAAUAUUGAUUACAAUAACGAAGCCAUUUCAGAUGAUAAAAGAUCUUAUGGAUACGAUACAGCCUCGAGUUUUAAGAUAGAAAAUAAGGCAAAAGAAUCAGAAUCACCCCCGGUAAGAAAGUCACACUACAAUUACCCAGAUCCCAAAUUCGUUCAAAAACUUGUUAAUUAUUUUGAUUCUUUAAAACCCCAGAACAGCAGAUAUACUCCUAAAAUUAAAGACGAAGAAUCAGAGAGUUUCGAAAAUUCCUAUCACCAGAAUGUAAGACCCAACAAUCAUAACCAGUUUUUGAGGAAUUCUCAGAAAAAGAGUGCGCUGCUUGAUCCUGCUUUAAGGUAUAUGGGUCUCGGUAAAAGAAAUGCAACAGGCAAACCAGAAUUUGAGAUUCCGUUAUCAGAUAAAAUCGAUCCAGAUUGUGAAAACACGUGUAAAUAUUCAAAUCGAAAGAAACGCGAUGUCAAUCAUCAUAAGGGCAGACUGUCACGAAUCAACUCUCCACAUUUUAGAUUGAAAAUUGAACCUCAAGAUCAGCUCACUUCUGCCCCAGGGUUUGACGAUUUGGUCAUUUCUUCUGAUGGAGAUAUUAUGACCCUUCAUGAAAGUAAGCGUAAACGGGAGAGAGAUAAUCGUCCCAAAUAUAAUCCAGGGUGGAUAUUUAUUGGAUUAGGUAAAAGAGCACCAGACGCGAUCCUAGAAAAUCCCAAAACAAUGCAAAUGGAUCAGCCUAACUCUUUGUUGCUGAAGUAUUAUAACUUAAUGGAAAAGAUGAAAGACAAUCUCCAAAAAGUAAAGUAUGACCUUAUCGACAAAGGUUAUCGAAAUAAUGAUAAAUGGAUUGCAUUUCAUAAUGUUUUUACUGGCGAAUCGGGUUUCAAAGGGUAUCCCGAGUUCUAUAACAUUAAUGACCCUCCGAUACAGCAGGAUUUGAAUGAUUCGCCAGAUUCUGAUCUUUACAUCCCACCACUUAAUAGUCAACCUUACUGGAAAGUAAAUAUAGUCUCCGCGUAUGAAAACCCACCCAAUACUGGGAAGUAAAAGAAGUGAAUUGAAACGUGUGUAAUUUAAUGAUACGUAGAAGCUUGUAUGAAGAAAAAGUACUAUUGAAAACUUA
Molecule: messenger RNA, 3352 nt
Organism: Argiope bruennichi
Lineage: Eukaryota; Metazoa; Arthropoda; Arachnida; Araneae; Araneidae
Exons: 2
Coding region: 25-3276 (1083 amino acids)
Source: RefSeq, a predicted model, not a curated record